This is a messenger RNA of Polyodon spathula (Mississippi paddlefish), 5334 nucleotides long. RefSeq names its product transferrin receptor protein 1-like. Gene Ontology annotation, molecular function: transferrin receptor activity. Lineage: Eukaryota; Metazoa; Chordata; Actinopteri; Acipenseriformes; Polyodontidae. Bases 265 to 2595 code for a protein of 776 amino acids. The record is from RefSeq and is a predicted model, not a curated record. Gene Ontology annotation, biological process: transferrin transport; intracellular iron ion homeostasis. Gene Ontology annotation, cellular component: external side of plasma membrane. The transcript is spliced from 20 exons.
CACGGAGUGUGAGAAGGUAGUCUUGCUGUUGGAAGUUGAGCGGUUCAUAUUGGCUUGGUGGGGAUUGAAAGCCAAAGAAGACGACUUAGAAUUCUGAUGCUGCUACAAGAGUUGCAGAACAUUAUGACCUGUGUUCCUACCUGCUACCAAUCUGACCUACGGAUUUAAUGCAACCCUGCUUGUGACUUGGUCUAAUAGAAGCUGUAGCUGGAGAGGUCGUUCAUACAGACCCUGUAAUUUUGUUAUCUUCCCAGAAGUUUUAUAAUGGAUACAGCACGAUCAACCAUAUCCAAUUUGUUCCGCGGGGAACCAAGCACAUAUACCCGCUUCAGCCUAGCCGAGCAUAUGGAAGGUGACAAUAGCCAAGUGGAGAUGAAACUGUCAAAUUCUGAGAUGGACGAUGAGGUUGGAAACUCUAUGGGAGAUCACAGGGACCCUCGCAUUAUGAAGCCAAAGCACAGCCCCAAAAACAUCUGCUUUGUGAUUGUUUGUACUCUGCUCAUUUUCUUAAUAGGCUUUCUUAUUGGUUAUUUGUCGUAUCGCGGGCGAAUGCCAACAAAAGAGCAGAGCUGUUCCAAUGCGGACAGCGUUCCUUGUGGCACCGCUGAGGAACUAAGUGAGGAUGAUAGUGAUACUACUGUGGAAGCCACUCCUUUCCUGGAGUGGAAACAGCUGAAAGAACUACUCAGAGAGAAGUUUUUACUGUCAAGUUUUGAAUCCCGCAUCAAGGACUUUUCUGUAAACCGUGAGGCUGGUUCUGAAGGUGAUCAAACUCUUGCUUUGACUGUGUAUAACGAAUUCAAAAGCUUUGGGCUGCAUAGUGUCUGGAAUGAUGAACACUAUGUGAAGCUUCAGUCCCUUGGCAGUACUCCAAACAGAGUAACACUUUUGGGUUCCGGAACAACUGAAGUUUUUGAAAGUCAAAAGGGUUACCUGGCUUACAGUGCUGCAGGCCAAGCUACGGGUAAAUUGGUUUAUGCUAAUUAUGGAAGGGAAGAAGAUUUUAAAAACUUAGCAUCUAUGAAUAUUGGUGUGAAUGGCAGUGUUGUCAUUGUUCGGGGUGGAAAAAUAUGCUUUGCCGCUAAGGUUGCCAAUGCCCAGAAAGUGAAAGCAGCUGCAGUUUUGAUCUACCUAGACCCUGCUGACUAUGACAACAUGCCUGAGAAUACAGAAGUGUUUGGUCAUGUUCAUUUGGGCACUGGUGACCCAUAUACCCCAGGAUUUCCUUCAUUUAACCACACUCAGUUCCCUCCUGCACGAUCCUCAGGGCUUCCCAGUAUCCCAGCUCAGACCAUCACAACAAAUUCAGCUCGUCGGCUGAUGAGUAAAAUGACAGGGCAGUCUGCCCCUUCAGAAUGGAAAGGGACAUUAUCUGUAGCCUACAAUUUGGGAAAUGAUGAUAAUGUCCAGGUGAAAGUGGAGGUGAACAAUGUAGUUGCUGAGAAGAUGAUCCACAAUGUGUUUGGAGUGAUUAAGGGACUUGCUGAUCCAGACCAGUAUGUUGUGAUUGGAGCUCAGCGUGAUUCUUGGGGUCCAGGUGUUGCCAAAUCAGCUGUGGGAACUUCUUUGCUGUUGGAGAUGGCUAAAGCACUUUCAGCCUUGGUCGUAAAAGAUGGAUACAAACCCAGAAGAAGCAUUAUUUUUGCCAGCUGGAGUGGUGGCGAUUUUGGAAGUGUUGGAGCAACUGAAUGGUUGGAGGGUUACCUGUCUGUGUUGCACCUGAAAGCUUUCGCUUACAUAAACCUUGAUGCUGCAGUGCUGGGAUCUAAACAUUUUAAAGCGUCUGCCAGUCCUAUGCUGUACACACUUCUUGGAAACACCCUAAAAGAGGUCAGCUCUCCACUGGACAGCAAUAAGACAUUGUACCAAAACAUUGGUAGCCAAAGCUGGGAGAAGCAAACAAUUGUCCCAAUGGCCAUGGAUGAUGCGUCAUAUGCCUUCCAAGCAUUUUCUGGAAUCCCAUCUGUUUCAUUCAGCUUUACGAAUGAUAGAGAUUAUCCAUACUUUGGAACAAUGGAAGACAAUUUGAACAAUCUGAACACUCGCACAGGAAACAGAGUAGACAUCAUAGCCAGAGCUGCUGCAAAUGUGGCUGGGCAGAUGGUGCUAAGGCUGACCCACGAUCAUGAGCUCUCCCUGGACUUCGACAGAUAUAACGGGGAGCUGUACUCGUUUGUCUUUAAAAUCAAUCGAUUUGCUAAACAGUUGAAGAAAGCAGGCUUGACUGUAAAGUGGCUUUUCUCUGCUCGAGGUGACUUUGACCGAGCUACAGAAACACUGAAAAACAACAUUCUCAACAGCGACCUGAACAAUCCAAGAAUUUGUCGAGCCAUAAACGAGCGGAUCAUGAGGGUGGAGUACCAUUUCCUGUCUCCCUAUGUCUCUCCAAAGGAUACUCCCUUCCGCCACAUUUUCUAUGGUUCUGGUCCCCACACUUUAAUGUCUCUACUUGAAAACCUUAACCGCAUGAACAGUAACACCUCGGAUGUCGACAUUGUUGUCUUACAAAAUCAGCUUGCCUUGGCCACCUGGACCAUACAGGGGGCUGCCAAUGCUCUGUCAGGCGAUAUCUGGGACAUAGACAACGAAUUUUAAAUGCUUCAAUUGGUAUCCAGUGUUUUCUCUAAAGGCAAGCCAGGAUUGAACCCACAUUUAAAAAAAAUAAAAUAAAAUCUGCUUGACAUUUUACAAACAAGCAAAACAAUUUUUUUUUAAAUUUAGCCUACAGACAGUAAAACAUGCUUAUCGUUUAUGACAUAAAGUGGAUUUUUUUUUUUUUUGUCCGAUUUUUAAUAAGCUAAAGCUUCAUCUCCCUUUGGAGAAAAUGUCCAAUUACUGUCACAAAGCAACACGUACAAGAGGUACUUAAUCCAACUGGGCCUUUGAGAGUACACUGGGACCUAGAUAUAGCAAACAUUCAGUGCUCUGUGUGUGUUUCUUUUUGUUUUGUUUUGUUUGUCGCCACCCCCCCCCCCCCCCCCCGCCCCUUUAUGGUUUUGUAUUGUUUGAACUAUACACUGAAGAGUUUUCAAAGAUUUUAGCCAGAACUAGAUAGAGGAAUAAUCGGUAGCUAAGGUACAUAAUCUAAACUUGCUUGUGAAUUGUUCAAUUAAAUUUGCAUUUAAGAUCUAGAAUAUGCAGGUCAGUGUUGUAAUGUCCUUGGUGCAUUUUAUAUUGUAUGAACGAUCAAUGCCUCAUUGGCCACCGAAACAUUUGCACGUCUUGUUUUUGUUUUGUUUUUUAAACGUUAAAUGUGUCAUUGAUAUUCAUGUAGCUGAGCAGUGCACUCAGUUGGCUUUGUUUUUGCCAAUGGGAGCACUGCAAAGGUUUGCCUUUGUUUCUUGAAAGCCUCUAUCUACAUGUUUCGUGAAUAGCUAAAACAUGCCAGGUGGCAGCUAUCUGGUAAUAAGAUUGAAAUGUAAGAAAAGUGUAAAAUACACCUACCAAGGCAAUAUGUGUUUAUGGUACUUUGUUACAGAAUCCCCGUUGAUGUUUGAGUAAUCCUUUUGCUUUUUCCAGACAAACUGACAUUUUGUUUAAGGCUAAUAUCUUUGUAUGAAAAGUGAAAAGCAAUUUCUGUUCAAAUUUACUGAUACAGAAUAUGAGCUUUUAUUUCCUGUCAGCCAAUGUCGUUUGACUAGAAAUGAGAGGGGGAAAAAAAAAAAAAAAAAAAAAUCAGGAAAAACAUGUCUUCACCAUUUGGCACUGAGCUAUUUAUUUGUGUUAUUUAUUUAUCAGUGACAGGGUUCACUAUAAAUAGUAUUUUUUUAAAACUAUUUCUUUCUUAUAUAAGAUAAUUAUCGGAAGCAGUGUCUUCCAUAAUUAUGACAGUUAUACUGUCGGUUUAAUAAAAGCAGCAUCUGCUACGGAAACACACUUGUUACCAAAAUUAGUUGACCAGAAACUGCAGUUGUAUGAAACAUUUAUAAGUAACCACAUUUAAUUGAGUCUAGGUUUGUCUAUGACUUAAAUGUAAACUUACAUCUUCAUUUUUUAAACUGAUUUGCACUACAAAAUCUCCCUCAUUUUGCUAGUCUUUGAACGGCAUACAAAGUUAAGCAAGUAUGCAUUUUUUAAUUGGGGGUGGGUUAGGUCUUCAUAUACACUUUGAAGAUGAUACUUGAUUAUACAUCGUGUUGCUGGUUCCGCCUUUUAAUACCUUGAACACAAAACAAGACAGUUUUUAAAAGAGCUUGCGGUUUCUGGUCAAGCAAUUUUGGUGCAUUUAUAUUUCUAAACCUAAAAACAUUAUCGGGAGCAGUGUCUUCCAUAAUGUAAAAAAACGAAGGUAGUUUUUUCUACCACUGUGUAUAUAUCGGGGGCAGUGACCUUCAUAUUUCACACUGAAGGUGUAUGUAAUUAUCGGGAACAGUGUUUCCCAUAAUUUUUGUAUAUUGUUUGCAUUUACAAACUAUUGCAAGGCUUGAAGUUGUUUGUCUCAUCAACAUUAACCUAAAUGGGUUAGAUUUUCCUCUAUUUCUUUAGGACUAAUUCCAAUAAAGUCAAGUUUUUUUUCUUUCUAGAUUUGUAUGGCUUACCUGUGCCUUGUAGACUCGUAUUCUACAAACCAUUGUCAAGAAUCCUUGAAGCGCAACUUUUGCUUCACUGUACUGCGACUCCUUUUUAAGUAACCCUAUUCAUCUACUCAUAUUCAUGUGAUGUUUUGAAUGCAUGUUGGACAGUUUUAAUCUUCCUUUAGACGUAGGCUUAACUGUGGUAAUUGAAUAUCUUGAUUGAGGUUUAAAGUAUGCGGAUGCAUAAAUACGUACAAUUUUUUUUUUCUUAAUGAAAAAUUUGUUAAAUGAUAUGGUAUUUAAUCACCUGUAUCUUGACAAAGAAUUAUAAUGUCUGUCACAAGUCGAAAGAAACAGUUUCUGUUUGCAAAUCUGAUCGAAAACUGGGUUUGUAUUGGAGAGCGGGGAAGGGAAAAACAAAUGAUAAAUCUGCACGACUUGCAUUUAGUAAUUUCUUACAAAAGGUUCUGUUGACUUGUAAUGUUUUUACAACGGAAAUGGAUAGACUACUGUUGCAAACAUGAACUGUAAUAUCUGUUCUGUAAUUGUUUUGCUUCUUGGAUUAAGCUUAUGUUCUUUGAAAUUGUCCAACGGUUUUGCUCUUGGAGUGUUUGAUCUAUUUUAUGACAAGCUGCUUAUUAUAUCUAUAGGUUCUGCUAUUGCUUCAGUUAAAUUUAUCCGUUAGAUAAGUGUUUAAAUUAAAAGUUAUGAUGGGAAAUUGUUUUUUUUUUUUUUUCUCUUUAUAACGUGGUGGUUGGGAUUGUGAAAAGAUGGGCAAGGCUUUUUGUUGUCUGCAAUAAAUGCAAUAUAUAACAAUCAA